Messenger RNA from Physcomitrium patens, 3218 nucleotides. Its product is annotated as protein TRANSPORT INHIBITOR RESPONSE 1. Gene Ontology annotation, cellular component: SCF ubiquitin ligase complex. NCBI's taxonomy places the organism in Eukaryota, Viridiplantae, Streptophyta, Bryopsida, Funariales, Funariaceae. Gene Ontology annotation, biological process: SCF-dependent proteasomal ubiquitin-dependent protein catabolic process. The record is from RefSeq and is a predicted model, not a curated record. Gene Ontology annotation, molecular function: protein binding.
GGCUCCUUGUUCAGUCUUUGCCUUCUCACUCUGAGCUUCGGUUUUCUAACAGAUCUGACCAUGCCAUUUCCUGUUUUGCGCCCCUUUUCCCCUUCUUCUGUUAAUUCGGUUCACGCGUUCAUCAUCGGUAACCGUUGUGAGAGAGUGUAUGAGAACAGUGGUGGCUUCCUCGUGUAUGACUCCGUUGCGAGUGGUGGAACUCGAAGUUGCAGGAAACUGUGUUCUUGAGGAGGCGGAGCUUGGUAUGAAAACAAGAGAGUUACUUAGUUAGGGGAAUUAGGGGAUGAUACCCCAGAGGAUACUUCUUUUCGCUGCUGGUGCUCUGCAUUGCUUCGGAAGUUGGAAUUAUUUGGUGCCAUUGGCGAGUGGAUACCGAGGCAUGUGGUUUUAUACUUGAACUUGGCGUCCCAGCUGCUAACGGACAGGUCGGUGCAGAUGUCCCAUGUGGGUCUCGCGAAGACAGAUUCAUUGUGAGGGAAUGGGUUUGUGACUCCUCGUGCAUUGAUCUUUGAGCUUUUGAGAUAACUUAGGAGUGUUUUUUUUUUUUUUUUUUUUUUUUUUUUUUCUUCCGUGCUCAGCCUUACUACUUGGAGCUCUUGGCCAACCUGGUUCUACAUCAGCGAAGACGUGAGUUUGAAGUCGAGGAAAGGGUUUCGUCUACAGUUUAGGUACCAUCAAAUGCAUCUGUGUAGCCCUGGCGGAUCUCUGUAGGAGUAGUUGAUAGGCUGCGGCUUCUAGUUUCCGCUCUCGUAGUUCCCGGUGAGAUAUAUAGCAAUAUGAUCCAAACAGGAGGACGGGGACAAGUACGGGUUGUUUGGUUAAUGUGAACAAUUCGUCAUUCUGCUUUUGAAGUUUUACAGCCCUGGAAUCCUCGGAGAGUGUGGAGGCAGUGAUGCCCCCCUCGGUCUUUCCAGACGAGGUUCUCGAGCAUGUUUUAGUCUUCCUAGAUUCACACAAGGACAGAAACUCUGUCUCGCUAGUGUGCAAAUCCUGGUACAAGGCUGAGGGAUGGAGCAGGCGGAAAGUCUUCAUAGGGAACUGCUAUGCAGUGUCUUCGGCCACUCUCAUCAGGAGAUUUCCCAAGUUGGUUUCCCUUGAGAUGAAAGGGCGGCCGAGGUUUACCGACUUCGGCCUGGUUCCACAAAAUUGGGGUGGAUUCAUUCAGCCAUGGAUCCAGGUCAUGGCCGAGUACUAUCCUGGGUUGGAAGGGCUUAAAUUGAAGCGUAUGACCGUUUCUGACGAGAGUCUGAGAAUGAUCGCCGUCGCUUUCCCCAAUUUUCGAUCUUUACGUCUCACCAGCUGCGAUGGAUUCAGUACUGACGGGAUCACAGAGAUCACAAAAAACUGCAGAAAUCUCGCGGUCUUGGAUCUCCAAGAGAACUAUAUGGACAUCCGAAAUGGAGACUGGUUGAAGGCUUUUCCUGAGUCUCUGACAUCUCUUGAGAGCCUCAACUUUGCAACUGUGAAAUGCGCGGUUGAUGAAGAAGCUUUUCAAUGUCUGGAAGCUUUGGUGGCUCGCUGCCGAUGUUUGAAGACAUUGAAGGUGAACAAAGAUAUAUCUCUGGGGCAAUUGAGAAGUCUUCUUCUUCGAGCUCCUCAACUUGAAGAGCUGGGCACAGGAAUAUAUAACCAAAAUCUGUCAUGGGGUAAACUCCACGAGCUUCAGGGUUCUCUCAAGAGGUGUAAGAACCUUCGGAGCCUCUCAGGGCUUUGGGAAGUAAUUCCAAUGUGCCUACCUACGAUGUACCCAGUCUGUCUGAAUCUGACCAGCCUAGAUCUUUCCAAUGUUACUCUCAUGACCACGGAUUUCACAAAGUUUAUUAGUUAUUGCACCAAAGUGCGGCGCCUGUUGGUUCAGGACUUCGUGGGUGAUAAAGGACUAGCAGCUGCAGCUUUUAAUUGCAAAGAGUUGCAGGAGCUUCGAGUCUACCCUGUCGGCGUUGACGGUUACGUCACUGAGCAGGGCUUCAUAGCGAUCUCCAAGGGGUGUCCCGAAUUGAGAAAGAUUCUGUAUUUCUGCAAGCAGAUGACCAACGCUGCAAUGGUGAGCUUUGCCCAGAACUGCCCAAAGAUGACCCACUUCCGGUUGUGUAUCAUGAAGUGCUACAUGGAGGAUUGCGAGACCGGGCAGCCCCUGGAUGAAGGAUUUGGAGCAGUUUGCAGGUUGUGUGUAGAUCUUCGGCGUUUGUCCCUCUCUGGGAAGAUGACCGACAAAACCUUCGAGUAUAUUGGGCAGUAUGCAAAGAAGCUGGAAAUGCUGUCCGUGGCAUUCGCCGGGGACAGUGACGAUGGAAUGCAAUAUGUCCUGGAUGGAUGCCCAAGUCUGCGCAAACUGGAGGUUAGAGAUUGUCCUUUCGGUGACGAGGCCCUCUUGACAGGCAUCGAGAAGUACGAGUCCAUGCGUUCGUUGUGGAUGUCGUCGUGCCAUCUCACCCGGGAUGGUUGUCAAUUUUUGGCAUCCCACAAUUCAUCGCUCAACGUCGAAAUUAUCAAGGAUGUGGACAAAGCUCCUCUUGAGCAAGGUCAGUAUGUAGAGAAGUUGUACGUUUACCGCACCAUUGCAGGGCCCCGUGCUGAUGCCCCGCACUUCGUAGAAACCUUGUAGUGAAAUUAUCCUGGAUAUGUUUCCUUCUACUGCUUGCCACUUUCUUCUUCCUCUUUUCCGGUUGUUAAAGACUACUUGUCUGUCAUUUUCUUUCUGCCCUCCCCGCAUUUGCUCCACCUUGCGAGAAGUGUGUAUCAGGAAGAGAGAGCGGUCCCGCGCGUUCGCGUGCGCGAGAGAGAGGGAGAGAGAGAACGAGAGAGAGAGAGAGAGAGAGGCGGGGUUCAAGCGAGAAGACCCCUCGGAGAGGUAGAUGGCCUGGGUGUAGACGGCCUUCGGUUGCGUAACUGGCUUUCUCUGCAGUCAACAAGGGGCCUGGCUGCUACAAGAGGAGGCGUGGAUACUGUACAUAAUAUCUGUUCUAAGUCCCUAGUAGAGAGCUUAGUUCAAAAAUAUUUCUAUAGGAAAAAAAAUCUGCCGAGCUGUUUUUGGGACCAUCUCAUUGAUCUCACAGUGUUGUCCGCAUCUGGACUUCCUCCACCCCAAGGAAUCAGUCCAUUAAUACACAAGUUGUUCAUGGGCUCUCACUGGGCACCUACGCACUUCUUGGUGACCUUACUGGUCCCUGUUUAGUAAAAAAAGAAAAAAAGAAAAAAAGAAAAAAAUCUCUUGCGCA